Apis florea (little honeybee) is the source of this 3274-nucleotide messenger RNA. RefSeq names its product monocarboxylate transporter 12. The record is from RefSeq and is a predicted model, not a curated record. Gene Ontology annotation, biological process: transmembrane transport; monocarboxylic acid transport. Lineage: Eukaryota; Metazoa; Arthropoda; Insecta; Hymenoptera; Apidae. Gene Ontology annotation, molecular function: monocarboxylic acid transmembrane transporter activity.
CACAGGUGACUCGUCGCCAGUGCUCGAUCGAGGCGAAGAAAAGUGACGCGCCGGUGUCGAUAUACACCGCGGAUUACGUUGAGCGAACGGUGAAUGGAAGGAAGAGGCGGCGACAUAAUCGAUCGAGAUAUGGAAUAAUCAACGCGGUGCCGCUCAACUUUUGCGCGCCACUCUCGUCGAAUUCGUUACGCCCGACGAGCUCGUUACGCACGAGGAGGAGGAAGAAAAACAAAAUCGGAACACGAUGAAUCGCGAAAAAGCGAAAAGGAAGGGGAUCGAUGGCGGUUGGGGGUGGUUCGUGUGUUUCGGAAGCAGCCUUAUCUCGCUCUCUUUAAGAUCCUUGGAUCCCUCGUUUGGUCUUCUUUUUCACGAUCUCUUCUUGGAGCUCGAUAUAGAUUCAAUGAAAGCCUCUUUGAUAAUGAGCAUUCUCGACGCCAUCGUCAAUUUUUCCGGCCUUUUGGUAGGACCUUUAUUGAAGAAGUACUCUUAUCGACAAGUAUCUUUCUUUGGAUCUCUUUUAAGUUGUAGCGGGCUGAUAUUGACAUCGAGGUCAAAUAGCAUGAUUCAUAUCGUUUGCACUUACAGUAUUUUGGGAGGAUUAGGAACUGGAUUGGCGAUUGCGGCAUCUUUCGUGGCAUUGAACACAUUUUUUGACAAAAAGAGAGGACAAGCCGUAGGAUUUUCUAUGGCAGGCACAACAUUGGCCAUGAUGGUAGUGCCUCAGUUGAUACAUCUUCUUUUGGAUGCUUACGGGUUUCGUGGCACGAUGUUAAUCGUUGGAGGAUGGGCAUUGCAUUCCGCAGUUGGUGCUUGUUUAUUACGUCCGCUUCGAGUCGAAAGUUCAAAACCCGUUGAGAAGCCCGUAAAUAAUUCCUCAGAGAAUGAUACGUUGCUACGGUUAAAUGACGCCGAAACGACGAAAAAGGUUGAGUACGGUACGAACGAUUGCGAAAACAAUACCGCGACGUACGAGGAGAUAAAGCAACACGGGAAAGAAAACGAGUUGUUACGAAAAAUAAAGGAGACUUUCGAUCUGGAUUUAUUCAAGGAUAGCGUCUAUUUAAACAUCGUCGUCGGUCUGAGCUUAUAUUAUGUAGCCGAGUCCAACUUCAAACUGAUGACGCCGUUUUUUCUGGCCAGCAUAGGAAUGAGCAAAGCCGAGAUCGCUUCCUGUUUAUCGAUAACUGCGUUCACCGACAUUCUUGCCCGACUCACACUCCCAACUAUAUUCGAUAAAUUAAGAUUGAAAAAGAGGAUCGUGUUCUGGACGUUUUCCAUACUGGUUGGAAUUGGACGAUCGAUCAUGGUAGCGCAAUCGAAAGGAACAUUUUUGAUAGUGACAUUCGUGAUAAUAGGAUUUUUACGGGGCGCAACUUUGGUGAAUUUAAAUCUCACCGUAUCCGAAUAUUGUUCCUUGAGCAAAUUGCCGAGUGCCUUUGGAAUGUUCAUGGUGUUUAAAGGUUUAUUCGUAAUAAUAUUGAGUCCGUUGAUCGGAUACAUCAGAGAUGCCAGUAAAAGUUAUGCAAUUUGUAUACACGUGAUGACGUUAAUUAUAUCCACCAUGUUCGUUACAUGGAGUAUCGAGUUUAUUUAUCCAACCUUAGAGGAGCGUAUCUUAUCAUUUCUAGCGAUACUUCCUAUACAACAAACUUUCGGUCUAAUCUUUAGGGAACGUUUCUUUUCGCUCGGUAUCACGGCCACACAAACGUCAUUAAUUGUUCAUCUGAAUGGUACGAUCACGUGCAGCCUGGGUCUGAUAAGCGGUCCAAUGAUGAAGAGAUUCACGUUCAGAAAAGUCGCGUUUCUCGGCGGUUUCAUUGUCAUCGUUGGAAUCUGUGCAGCUGCGUUCGCAAUCUCCUUGCCCUCCAUUAUCAUCACUUAUUGUUUUAUCGUGGGUAUAGGGCACGGUAUCAUGUUUCCAGCCACGAAUCUCGCUAUGAACACGUAUUUUCGAAGGAAGAGAAACGUCGCCAUGGGAUUGUCGGUCACUUUAACCGGUCUUGGACCCAUCCUGAUGCCCCUUUUAAUCGCGAAAUUAUUGGAAAACUACGCGACCACCGGAACUCUUUUAAUCCUCGCUGCCAUAUCCAUGCACUCGUUGAUCGGCGCGUCCCUUCUCAAGCCAUUUAAGGAGGAACAAAUCGCAAGUAUAAGAAAGGGCAACGACACCGAAAAUGCAGCGAAAGAAAUUACCGUGAAAUUAAAUGUAGAGAAUGGCGUCGAUUCCAAUCGUCGAUUAUUGGAAGAAGAAUCGGAACGAAAAGGGAACGUGUCGAGUGAACAACAUGGAGACGCGAACGUGGAAAGCGCAAAAGAGGAGAAAAAGUCAGCUUGGGCAACGAUUACGGAACACAUGGAUCUUGCCCUUUUGAAGGAUGCCCGUUACGUAGCCGUUAUUUUAGGUAUGGGUGUAUCUUUGGUCGCGGAAACAAAUUUUAACACGAUGAUACCUUUCGUUCUUACCGAACUUUCUGGACUGGAAAGGACCUCGAUCGCCACCGUCAUGUCUAUCCAAGCGAUCUCGGACAUCACCGGACGUCUCUGCGUCCCACUUUUGGCGCAGAAGGCCGGUUGGACAUCGAGGAAUCUUUACGUGGUUUCCUUGAUAGGAUCCACCAUUGGAAGGACCAUAUUGUCAACUUGGGGGAAUACUUACGUGGUGGUGAUAGGUGUAGCGUUGAUUAUUGGGAUCGCAAAAGGAACAAAAGCGGUCUUCCAAACGUUAAUAAUUCCCGAUUACGUGUCUCUCGAAAGACUACCGGCUGCAUACGGAAUGCAAAUGGUUUGCAAUGGAAUUUUAUCUAUCAUUAUUGGGCCAUUUAUAGGUUUAGUACAUGACUGGAUGAUGAGCUACGUCGGUGCUCUCCAUUUCACGUCAAUUUUGAGUCUUUCUUGCGUUGUUUUAUGGUAUAUAGGAGGACUUUGGAAAUUCCGUAAAGAUUCUACAAGAGAAGAAAUGACUAAAGCUUAGGAAAAAAAUACUACUUAUCGAUUCAAUAAUCUAAUCGAUUUUGAACGAUUAUUUUCAUUUAGGAGAAAAGAUAAAAAAAUUGUAUGAUAUUAAUGACAAAUUUUCGAAUUUAUAUAUAUAAAUAAUUUCUAAAAAUAAAAAUUAUGUAGAAUAAAUUGCGAAAUUGCGAGAAUAUCAUAAAGGAUUAAAAGGAAAUUUUAUUUUCAUUUUUUAAAAAUUUUAUACAUAUAUUUAAUCAAAUUCUUCUUGACUGAUCGUUUUGUAACAUUAAAUACAAUUUUUGAAUAAUAAAAAAAAAACUUA